This is a messenger RNA of Cladophialophora yegresii CBS 114405, 366 nucleotides long. RefSeq lists its product as uncharacterized. Lineage: Eukaryota; Fungi; Ascomycota; Eurotiomycetes; Chaetothyriales; Herpotrichiellaceae. The record is from RefSeq and is a predicted model, not a curated record. The coding region runs from base 1 to 366 and encodes 121 amino acids. The transcript has a single exon.
AUGAAGGCUUGGGAGAAGACUGCCCAGAUACCUGCGAGGCUGCAAUGGGGUCUCGUGAAGCAUGACAAGUCCGAGCAACUGCUUAAGAAACUCAUCAGUUACAACGAUGCGAUGGUGUCUUUGCUGGACCGAGCAAUGAUCCAGCAAUUGUACGAUAUGCAAGCACAGUCGCAUUUGGUGAUGUUACAGCUCAGCAGCCAGAUCGAUGAUCUGAAAAGACUCGCUCAGGCGAAGCAGAUCCAGACGCAAGACAGGACUCCCAUGUUCCCAACCAUCAGCUUCAACGACCUGUCCGGAAUGUCCAAGAAUCAAUCGGCUGGGGGACCAGUAUUGCAAGGCUUACUAGUUUCAAAGCUGAGCAAGUAA